AUGGCGGAAACCGGCGACAGCAAGUCACCGGCAGCUAAUCCCAACCCUGAAACUACCUCUCCGCCACCGCCACCGCCACCUACACUUCAACAGCCGCAGACAUCGUCACAGCCUCAGCUGCAACCACCGCCACAAACGCCGUCACAGCCACUGCCACCACCACAGCAACCUCAAUCUGAACUUUUGCCCCCAAAGCGUCCCCAACAACUGGAAUCCUCCCCAAACCCAACCACCGAUUCCAAAGACCUACUUUUUANACAUGAAAGUGAGGUUCGAUUUCUUCCUGAAUUCUUCGACGGAAGAUCACCUUCUAAGAACCCUAGGACUUAUAAAUACUAUAGGAAUUCCAUUAUUCGUAGAUUCAGAGACAAUCCCACUAAAAAAAUAACCUUUACUGAGGCUCGCAAGACCAUUAUUGGUGAUGUGGGUUCCAUUCGUAGGGUUUUCGAUUUCCUGGAGACAUGGGGCUUGAUUAAUUACACUGCUAACUCUUCCAAAUCGCUGCUCAAGUGGGAAGAAAAAGAGUCUAAGUCUACUUCUUCUGCUUCCGCGGCUCCGCAAAAUGCUGAUGCUAAUGGAACUACUCCCACUGAUUUUACUGCCCCCAAGAAGAGACUUUGCAGUGCCUGCAAAUCAGCUUGCAGCAUUGCCUGUUUUGUUUCUGAUAAGUAUGAUUUGACUCUUUGUGCAAGAUGCUACGUUCGUGGUAAUUUCAGAGUCGGCAUGAAUACUUCAGAUUUUCGGCGCGUUGAAAUUAGUGAAGAAGUUAAGACAGAUUGGACCGACAAAGAGACUUUGCACCUUUUAGAAGCUCUUAUGCAUUAUGGCGAUGAUUGGAAGAAGGUUGCCGAGCAUGUUGGUGGCAGAAGUGCGAAAGAAUGUGUGGCUCGAUUUGUGAAGCUUCCUUUUGGUGAGCAGUUUAUGGGCCCUCCGGUGUCUGCAGAAGUGGAUAAUGAACCUGGGUCUGAAACUAUGCUUCUUCCAUCCAAGAGAAUGCGCCUCACACCCCUUGCUGAUGCUAGCAACCCAAUUAUGGCUCAGGCUGCUUUCCUUUCUGCUCUAGCGGGAAAAGAGGUUGCAGAAUUAGCAGCACAUGCCGCUGUUACGGCUUUGUCUGAGAACAGUGAGGGAAUAAUGAAAGGGAGUCUAGCAUCUCUACCUGGUGUCUUGGAGAAGCAAGAAACGGACGGAACUUCCAAUGGGCAUGCCAAUGAUACAGUUGAAAGAGCUCUUGUUGAAGCACGGUCUCAGCUUGAGGAGGAGGCACAGGACAUAGAGAGAGCUGUCUCCGAGGUUGCUAUCGAGACCAGGGAGAUUGAGGACAAAAUUGCUCGUUUUGAGGAACAUGAUUUACAGAUGGAAAAGGAGUGGCAACAGCUGAUGCAGCUUAAGAAUCUAAUCUUCUUCGAUCAACUUACUUUGCUGCUAAAUAAAGUUGGUGCUACAAAAGCUGGAGAAGCCAUUGGGGAGGAGGUGAUGAAUGUUAAGGCAGAAUGACAAAUCCCCUUGGUAGAAUAUGGUCUCUUAGUUGCUUACCAAUAUAGUGGGAUCUAGUUAUUUGUCAAAUAUUAGGUAGUGGCAAAUUCAAAGGAAUCAGAAAGCAGAAUGAGUUUCUUUAGCUGCUAACCCCUUUUCUUUUCUGUAUUUCCUGACUUACAUGUUGUAUUCCCCUCUCCCCAGUUCCCUGAGAAGCAGCAACUGUUGCCUAUAUAUUAAAACAAAACAUUACAAGGGAUUUAAAGUCAGUUGGUCUUGCAGAACUUGUAAUUUACAUUUUUUAUUGUGUUUUCUUUAAUAUUUAACAGUGGAAACCAA
Molecule: messenger RNA, 1815 nt
Organism: Nicotiana tabacum (common tobacco)
Lineage: Eukaryota; Viridiplantae; Streptophyta; Magnoliopsida; Solanales; Solanaceae
Source: RefSeq, a predicted model, not a curated record